Messenger RNA from Arabidopsis thaliana (thale cress), 2329 nucleotides. RefSeq names its product Mannose-binding lectin superfamily protein. Lineage: Eukaryota; Viridiplantae; Streptophyta; Magnoliopsida; Brassicales; Brassicaceae. The transcript is spliced from 7 exons. Bases 132 to 1976 code for a protein of 614 amino acids. The record is from RefSeq and is marked reviewed. Gene Ontology annotation, molecular function: carbohydrate binding.
CGAUCACGCCUCCUUUAUGGAUCACCACGUUCACUUGUUCACCAGAGUAAUCUCCAAUCUUCAAGUCUUCUUCUCUCCUCAGGACCUCAGCAAUCAAGAUCUUAAGACAGCAUUGGGGAAGCAAAGAAAAUAUGGAAAGAAAUCUCCUUUCAAUACUAAUGCGACGACGUUUGGCGGAGAGAAAUAGAGAUGCCAUUGAGUUGGCCGCGGUACAAAAAAUGGAAGUGAUAGGCAGUACAGAAGGCUAUACAUUUGAUGAUGGAUCCGACCAUGACGAUGUUACCAAGAUUUUUGUAGGAGGUGGUCGUCAAGGCAUUCAUUACAUAGAGUUUGAAUAUGUAAAAAAUGGGCAGCUGGAAUCAGGAGUACACUUGGGUGUUCGGUAUAGAGGUUUCACAGAGACGUUUGAGAUUAACCAUCUCAACAAUGAACAUCUUGAAUCUGUGGAGGGUUACUAUGACUACGGGUCGGGUUACAUUCAAGGACUUCAAUUCAAAACCAAUUUUAGGGUUUCCGAACUGAUAGGAUAUGACGAGGGUACUAAGUUUUCACUUUCAGUUAAGGGAAAGAGAAUCAUUGGGUUUCAUGGUUAUAUGAAGGAAAGAAAAAUCAUCUCUCUUGGAGGAUAUUUCUCUUGGAUUCAUCCUCGUAAAAUGGAAGCAAAAGGCAGCAAGGGAGGAAACCAGUGGGAUGAUGGAACCAAUAAUGAUGGUGUGACAAAGAUUCAUGUACGAGGUGGUGUUGAAGGAAUUCAAUACAUCAAGUUUGAUUAUGUCAGAAAAAGUGGACAACACAUUAAUGGAUCAAUCCAUGGUCUCUCGGGUAGCGGGUUCACACAAACGUUUGAGAUUGACCAUCUCAACAAUGAACAUCUGGUAUGUGUAGAAGGAUACUACGACGAUGAAUCUGGUGUUAUUCAAGCCCUUCAAUUCAAAACUAACAUCAAGACUUCAGAGCUUCUUGGGUAUAAAAAGGGUAAGAAAUUUUCACUUGUAGACAAGAGGAAAAAAAUCGUUGGCUUUCAUGGAUAUGCUGACAAGAAUCUCAACUCUCUGGGAGCAUAUUUCACAACGGUUUCUCCUACUAAAUCGGAAUGCUAUGGUAGUUCUAAAGGCAUAUAUUGGGAUGAUGGUGUGUUUGAUUUCAUAAGAACGGUGUACGUUAGUAGUAAUGUCAUGAACGUAAGGUAUAUUAAGUUUCAUUACUAUAACCGCGCAGUUGUAGUGCGUCAACACGGGUGGAAUAGUAUAGUAGAAGAAGACGGAGAAAAAGAGUUCGAGCUUGACUAUCCAAAUGAAUUGAUCACAUCUGUGGAGGGGACUAUGAAAAGCUUUAGUCGUAGCGAAAUAAGAAUUUCGUCAUUGACAUUUAAAACAUCAAAAGGGAGAACCUCUCCAACAAUUGGAAUCGCGUCUGGUACCAAAUUUCUGUUAGCAAGCAAAGGAUGUGCUGUGGUUGGGUUCUAUGGAAGACAUGAUGAUCGUGAUCUUGUUGCUAUUGGAGCAUAUUUUUCUCCAUUGCCUCCUCCUACUGCGGAGAAACUACAAGCACAAGGUGGUAAUCAAGGAGAUUCAUGGGACGAUGGUGUUUUCGAAGGUGUUAGAAAGUUGUACGUAGGACAAGGUAAAAAUUGUGUCGCAUUCCUUAAGGUUGUGUACGAUAGCAACACUCAGGUUGUUAUUGGAGAAGAUCAUGGAAACAAAACACUAUUUGAAGUCAAGGAGUACGAGCUUGAAUAUCCAAGUGAAUACAUUACAGCCGUGGAUGGUUGUUACAAUAAAGUAAAUGGAACUGAAGUCGAAGUUAUAACCAUGCUCAGGAUUCAAACGAACAAACGAACAUCUAUACCCGUUGGAUGUGAAUCUAACUCUAGCUUUGUACUUAAAAAAGAAGGUUACAAAAUUGUUGGAUUCCAUGGGAAAGCAAGUAACAUGAUUAAUCAGCUUGGAGUCCAUGUCGUGCCCUUGACUGAGUGAUCAACCUUAUUAUCUCCAAUGUUGUCUUAAUUCUCCAAUCUCACUUGUAUUAAGAAUCAUCCUCAGAACUAUUUGAAAAAUAAGGAGUGCAAAUGAUUACUGACUCUUUAUAUAUAAAAUAAGGAGUGCAAAUGAUUGGGAGGAGGUGCAAUGGUCUAACUAGAUGUGGAGGAGUAAGGGGAUAUAUCCACACUGGAAUAUAGAGAAAUUCACUCAAAGUUUUGUAAUUGACCAAUCUCCCUAUACAUACAAUACAAUUAUUUAAAAGAUUAUUAGGAGUUUCCUUUAAUAAAUUUUCUUGCAUUUUCAUUAUAAGUACUUUAUUUAGAAAUCCAACCGUAUUAAAAAAAACA